Monascus purpureus is the source of this 1226-nucleotide messenger RNA. Lineage: Eukaryota; Fungi; Ascomycota; Eurotiomycetes; Eurotiales; Aspergillaceae. The record is from the annotation of a GenBank genome assembly.
UAGUCUCGACGGUCAUAUUCUUCUGUGACAAUCUGUUAUGGUCAAUCUUCAUACUCGGGUUGCUUCACGACUCAAUAGUAUACUCUCAACUUUCCGAUCUCGACAGAACCAUAGCGAAAUGACUCGAAUCUUCUUGACUGGAGCAUCGGGCUAUGUAGGCGGCGAUGUCCUGCAUACGCUUCAGAAAACUCAUCCUGAAUAUGCCAUCACAAUCCUUGUUCGAGAUAGCCAUAAGGGAGAAAAGAUAUCGCAGGCCUAUCCCAAUGUGAAAGUCAUUUUGGGAGACCUUGACUCUGCAUCCCUCCUCGAGGAAGAGGUGGGCAAGGCAGACAUUGUCGUCCAUGCUGCCAGUGCCCAGCAUAUUAAAAGUGUAGAAACCAUAGGACGCGCGCUGGAGAAGAGAAACAGCAGCAAACCCGCGUACUGGAUCCAGAUAUCGGGCGCUUCUCUGCUUUCGGCCCUGGACAUCGAGACCGGUUCAUAUGGAAAGCCAUCAGAGACGAAAUACAGCGAUCUCGAUGACAUCCAAGGAAUCAAGGAACUCAUUCAUCGCUACUCUGCCAAGCGUCUUGUCGAUAAAUUCAUUCUGGACUUUGUCAACUCGAAGUCUGAACACAAGGUAGCCGCCGUAUACCCUCCCAUCAUCUAUGGCAGCGGCAGAGGCCCGGUCAAUCAACGAAGCGUGCAGAUCCCAGAGCUCGCACGGUUGACGUUACAGAGCAAAACUGGGGUCCAGAUUGGACAAGGACUCAGCACCUGGAGUAACGUUCAUAUCUCCGAUAUCAGCCAGAUCUUCCUUCGCUUAGUGGAGAAUGCUGCCAACGGUACGGAUGGUCCUUUCUGGAACGAGAAUGGGAUAUACUUUGCGGAAAAUGGAGCAAUUAACUUCGCGCAUAUUUCCAAGCUAGUUACGCAAGAGGCACACAAGCUGGGAUUGGUCGAAUCAGCAACCGCCGUGAAGCAAAUCAGUCAUGAGGAGGCCGACUCUCUGUCUGGGCACGCCAGUGUUGUUCUAGGCACUAAUGCGCAAGAAAAAGCCCAGCGAGCCCGCAGGUACUUAGGAUGGAAUCCUACGGGCAUUUCACUGGAAGAAGAGAUACCUAACACAGUGCAUGCGGAGGCGUCCAGAUUGGGCUUGUUGUGAAGACGCUGGAGACGGCCUUUAAGGAAAUGGACAUAGCUGGUACAUAGUCCAAUAGUCGAGAAUAUAUAAAAAUAGAUAUAAU